Messenger RNA from Ictalurus punctatus (channel catfish), 2008 nucleotides. Its product is annotated as brain and acute leukemia cytoplasmic protein. The transcript has 3 exons. Lineage: Eukaryota; Metazoa; Chordata; Actinopteri; Siluriformes; Ictaluridae. The coding region runs from base 506 to 796 and encodes 96 amino acids. The record is from RefSeq and is a predicted model, not a curated record. Gene Ontology annotation, cellular component: cytoplasm.
UACAGACAGAGAGGAGAGAGAGAGAGAGAGAUAUCUGUAUUUUUCAUACUCUAUGUCUGGUCAGAUCUGAAAACUGUACGUAGGAAAUUAGUAAACUGGUCGGAUUUGAGGGAAACCCAUCAGCUUGGUUCAUCUUCAUGCUGGUGCUGAUGCGCAUCUUUUACGCAGCCCGCCCUCCAUGACGUAAGCCAAGGUACAUAAACUCAAGUUUGACAAAGCUCUGCUCACUACAAGUGCCGGUGUUCAGCAGGUUUCCUUUCUGAAACGGAUUAAGUGUGCUUCGCUUUAUGCUUAGCCUUCCUGUAUUUAUCUUUCUAAAACGGCCCUGACAGCGUGACAAGGCUGAAAACUGCGAGCAGCGGCGCUAAUGCGCUCUCCCUGUGGCCGCUGUGCAGGGAUACAGCACAGAUACGGUGCAGCAGCUGCAGCGGCUCCAUCACACCACCGGACCUGCUGAUUUGGGUUUAUUUAUCUAGUUGUUUUUGUGUGUGUUUCCGUUUCCUCCAUGGGUUGCGGUGGAAGCCGGAGCGAUGCCAUCGAGCCCAGACGCCAUGAGAGCUGGACCAGAGAGACCGAGUCGACGUGGCUCACCAGCACAGACGCCGAGUGUCCUAAUAACAGCAUCAGUAAAGGUGUGGAAGCACGGUCAUCUCUGUCUUCUAAAGACAAAAGAAUGGUUAACACAGGCAUACAGUGUGGAAAACCACCCUUAACAACUAGCACAUGUACAAAUCAACAGAGAAGCCAGCAAACGAAACUGGAGAGCCUCCAAGAAGGUGACUGUUCCCUCAAAUGAUGUAUCGUGAAGUAGUGACGCAGCCUCAAACCCAGCAAAACCAAAUGGGGGGCAGGGGGGUAUAUUUAUGCAUGAAAAGGAGAGAAACAAGAGCUUUUGGUUUGGUGAUAUGACUGUAAUUAGGGACUUUCAGCAGUCGAGAGAAAUCAGGACACUGAUUAACUUCCCCCAGCAUACACUCUAACUAGAGUGGCUUUUACACCAUUAUAAAGUUAAGCUGCAAGGAAAGAAACAAUAGUAUGGCCCGUAAACAGCUGAUUCCAACAUGUCUUAAAACAUUUAGCAAAAAGCGUGGUUGGUUAAUGAAUUUAUUUGCAUUUUGGGCCACUUUGCACUUACUGUAUAAGGACUGAACGCACUGUGAGUUUCCCAGUUGAAGGGCUUUUGCAGUUUGUGUGUGUGUGUGUGUGUGUGUGUGUGUGUGUGUGUGUUUUUCCUUGUGUGAAAGAUAUGAGGCAGUUAUUUAAUGGGAAUUAUGUUCUAACAGACUAAAUCACAAUCACAUUAUUGAACAAGUCAAUAAGGUUAUUAUUGUAAUAUUUCUUUAUAUAAUGACUACAGCUGGAAUGGUAUGGAACAUUCAUGGUAUGAUAAUGUUACAAUAUUCAGCAUAUUGUGGUAUCUGGUAACAGGAGACAACAUUUAAUGACUUAGAAAACACCAACAAAUGGAAAUAAUGUUUUUCUGUAUGUGUGUGUGUGUGUGUGUGUGUGUGUGUGUGUGUGUGUGUGUGUGUGUGAAUUAACAGAAUAGCUACACCGAUAUAGUGCAAAAUUAACAGUAUAAGUAUUUCAGUAUACCAGUAUACCAUCACACCCCCCCCCCACUAUAAUUGUAAAUGAAAUUAACUGCUUUUUAUUAAGUAUUCGGAAUAUUUACAAAUUACUGUGUACUGCCCGUGUAUUUUUUAUUUUAUAUGUUUAUUUCCUUAAUUAUAGGCCUUGUGUCUCUUAAAUUUACAGACCUCUAUAUUAUUGCAUCCUAAAUCCUUGACAUUCAUAAUUUACCACACCAUAAGUGUUUUUUCUUGGUUUGAAAAUAAUUAAAUAUAAAAUUGCUUGAUUGGUAAAAAGCUAGCCAGUGACCAGGCUACAUGCACAGGCUUGCCUGUAAUUCGUCUAUUCAAACGACUUCAGAUUACAGUAUGCUUUGCGCCUUUGUGUGAUGUGUGAAUUAUACUGUUUACUUUAAAAAUAAAGAGUGAGAUUGUGA